AUGAAGCUUCUGUCAGUUAUCAGCGCACUGCUGUGUGCUUCCACUUCCCUCGCGGCAAGCUCCCCCCACAAGCUUGGUGUCUUCCGGCACAAGAAGCCAAUUCUGGAGAAGUAUGAGGCAAACAAGCCCUUCUCGCACCCAGAGAUUCGCAAGCGUGCCACCAGCUUCUUCGCGACGAACAAGACAGAACCGUUCGCCGUCAAUGGUACUGGUAUUCCAGAGGUUCCAUUCGACGUCGGUGAGUCGUACGCAGGUCUUCUGCCUAUCUCAGAUGAUCCGAGCGAGACCCGCAAGCUCUUCUUCUGGUUCUUCCCGUCAACUCAAGCGAAGAUUCAAGAAGAGGUCGUCAUUUGGCUGAACGGUGGCCCUGGAUGCAGUUCGCUCAGUGGAUUCCUUACGGAAAAUGGCCCAUUCACUUGGGAGGCUGGCACCGUUGCACCGGUUCAGAAUCCCUACAGCUGGAACAACUUGACCAACGUAUUGUGGGUUGAACAACCAGUAGGCGUGGGAUACUCGCAAGGUGUGCCCAACAUUACAAACGAGGUCGAAUUGGGCAACGAGUUCCGCGGCUUUUACAAGAGUUUUGUUGACCUCUUUGGCAUCUACAACUGGAAGACGUACAUCACUGGCGAGUCAUAUGCUGGAUACUACGUCCCGUACAUUGCCGACAGCUUUAUUCAAGCGAAUGACAGCAAGUACUGGAACCUUGCCGGUAUUUCCAUCAACGACCCCAUCAUUGGAGACGACACACUUCAACAAGAGGUUGUCGCCCUACCUUACGUCGAAUACUGGCAGAAUCUGCUGUACCUCAACGAAAGCUACAUGGAGCGGGCCCGUAAACGCCAAAGUGAAUGUGGUUACGACACAUACCUUGAGAAAUACUUCACGUUUCCUGCACCUGAGGAGACAGCCCCCGUUCUUCAGUCGCCGUACAAUACUGAGGAUGGCCACUGCGCCAUGUUCGAGAACUUGUACGGCGCUAUCCUGCUGGUGAACCCAUGUUUCAACAUCUACCACAUCCCCGAGACUUGCCCACAUCCAUUCUCUCAGCUGGGUAUAGUUAACUCUGGCGACUACCAGCCUCCGGGCGCCCAAGUCUAUUUCAAUCGUUCGGAUGUCGCAGAGGCACUCCACGCUGUUCCUGGCACCAACUGGGAGCAGUGCAGUAGCAAGAACGUGUUCGGACUGGGCAACGACACCAGUACUGCUAGUGACGCUUCCAAGGGCCCAGCCAACACUGGUGUUCUUCAGCGCGUUAUUGAAUACACCAACAACGCCAUCAUUGGAUCUGGAGAUCUUGACUUCCUCCUCAGCACCAAUGGUACCCUUUUCGCCAUUCAGAACAUGACCUGGCACGGACAGAAGGGCUUCACCGAGUACCCUUCCACUCUUCUGUACGCACCUGACCACCCCGAGUACAACGGCGGUGCUCUGGCCGGCUCUGGUUACCAAGGUGUCUGGACGAAGGAGCGCAACCUGACCUUCUACACGGCUCACCUUGCUGGACACGAGCUUCCUGGAUACACUCCGGGUGUUGCGUACCGCAUGUUGGAGAUUCUUUUGGGCCGCGUCAAGGACUUCAGCAGCAUGGAGCCGUUCACCACGCAGUCGGGAAACUUCACUGGCACUACCCCGCUAUACAAGCGUGGUUCCAUUGACGGGUGGUAGAGAACAUGAUUCAGUAGAAUGGUUAGGAAGUUCAUUGCCCAAGGGAUUAAUACAUGCAUCCAAACUGAUGCUCACGCAAAAGAUCAAUGCUACUUGAUGUGAUGUAUCGUAAAUAAAGCUCACUUUGACUCAUUUGCAAGACA
Parastagonospora nodorum SN15 is the source of this 1811-nucleotide messenger RNA. RefSeq lists its product as hypothetical. The transcript has 2 exons. The record is from RefSeq and is a predicted model, not a curated record. Gene Ontology annotation, molecular function: serine-type carboxypeptidase activity. Lineage: Eukaryota; Fungi; Ascomycota; Dothideomycetes; Pleosporales; Phaeosphaeriaceae. Gene Ontology annotation, biological process: proteolysis. Bases 1 to 1668 code for a protein of 555 amino acids.